Chrysochloris asiatica (Cape golden mole) is the source of this 2469-nucleotide messenger RNA. RefSeq names its product myotubularin related protein 12 (gene MTMR12). NCBI's taxonomy places the organism in Eukaryota, Metazoa, Chordata, Mammalia, Afrosoricida, Chrysochloridae. The transcript has 16 exons. The coding region runs from base 101 to 2344 and encodes 747 amino acids. The record is from RefSeq and is a predicted model, not a curated record.
AUGGGCGGAGCCCCAGCCGCUGGUGCUGGUGGCAGCCGCCGCUGCUGGACCCUGAGCACAUCUUCUGCUCCCGAGGGUCGCUGCUUCUCCGGGCGACGGUAUGCUGGGGAAAGGAGUCGUCGGCGGUGGCGGCGGCACCAAGGCGCCCAAGCCCUCCUUCGUGUCGUACGUGCGUCCCGAGGAAAUUCACACAAACAACAAAGAAGUAACAGAAAAGGAAGUAACUCUUCACUUGUUGCCAGGUGAACAGUUGCUUUGUGAAGCCAGCACAGUGAUGAAAUACAUCCAGGAAGACUCAUGUCAGCGUGGCAUCUGUGGGAAGCUUGUCUGCACAGACUUCAAGAUUGCUUUCUUGGGUGAUGAUGAAUCUGCAUUGGAUACUGAUGAAAGUCAAUUUAAGAAUAAAGUUAUAGGAGAAAAUGACAUCACACUUCCCUGUGUUGAUCAGAUUUAUGGUGUGUUUGAUGAGAAAAAAAAAGUUCUCUUUGGACAACUGAAGAAAUAUCCUGAGAAGCUCAUCAUCCAUUGCAAAGACCUCCGAGUGUUCCACUUCUGUCUGAGGUACACCAAGGAAGAGGAAGUCAAAAGGAUUGUCAGUGGCAUAAUUCAUCAUACCCAGGCUCCUAAACUACUUAAGCGAUUGUUUCUAUUUUCCUAUGCAACCGCUGCACAAAAUAGUACAGCCACAGAUGCCAAGGCUCACGCUGCAAUGUUUGACACGCUGAAGGACUGGUGUUGGGAGCUGGAGCGGACCAAAGGCAGCGUGAAGUACAAAGCAGUGAGGGUCAAUGAAGCGUACAAAGUGUCUGAAAGGUUGCCAGCAUGCUUGGUUGUUCCCAUCUCACUUCCUGAAGAGGAUAUUCCACGCUUUCAUGGUCACGGCAUACCAAUAUGGUGCUGGUCCUGCCACAACGGAUGUGCCCUUAUGAAGAUGUCAGCACUGCCCAAAGAGCAGGAUGAUAGCGUCUUACAAACCCAGAAAAGCUUCUUGGAUGGAAUUUACAAGACCAUCCACAGGCCACCGUAUGAAAUUGUUAAAACGGAAGACUUGUCAAGCAACUUCCUAUCGCUGCAGGAAAUCCAGACGGCAUACUCUAAAUUUAAACAGCUGUUUCUGAUAGAUAAUAGUACAGAAUUUUGGGACACCGAUAUAAAGUGGUUUUCUCUGCUGGAAAGUAGUGGCUGGCUUGACAUAAUCAGACGCUGCCUCAAAAAAGCAAUAGAGAUGACAGAAUGUCUGGAAGUACAACACAUGAACGUUCUCCUUUUAGAGGAGACUGCCUCCGACCUCUGCUGCCUCUUCUCCUCGCUGGUGCAAGUGAUGAUGGAUCCCCACUGUCGAACCAGGUUUGGGUUCCAGAGCCUCAUCCAAAAGGAGUGGAUCAUGGGCGGCCACUGCUUCCUGGAUCGCUGCAACCACCUACGCCAGAGCGACAAAGAGGAGGUCCCUGUGUUCCUGCUCUUCCUAGACUGUGUGUGGCAGCUGGUGCACCAGUAUCCCCCAGCCUUUGAAUUCACAGAGACUUACCUGACUGUCCUGUCCGACAGCCUGUACAUACCUAUUUUUAGCACCUUCUUCUUCAACUCACCUCAUCAGAAAGAUACUACCAUGGGUAGGGCAAGCCAGGAUGCACAAAGCAAGCCUUUGAAUCUGCUCACCGUGUGGGACUGGUCUGUACAGUUUGAACCCAAAGCCCAGACGUUGCUCAGAAACCCUCUCUAUGUGGAAAAGCCCAAAGUGGACAAAGGCCAGCGGAAAGGAAUGCGUCUCAAACAUCAACGGCAACUUUCGUUGCCCCUCACCCAAUCAAAAUCAUCUCCCAAAAGAGGAUUUUUCAGGGAAGAAACAGACCAUUUAAUCAAAAACCUUCUGGGCAAGAGAAUUAGCAAGCUCAUCAAUUCUUCUGAUGAACUGCAAGACAGCUUUCGCGAGUUCUACGACAGCUGGCAUAGCAAACCUAUAGACUACCACGGCGUGCUGCUGCCGCACAUAGAAGGACCAGAAAUCAAAGUCUGGGCUCAGAGGUACUUGCGUUGGAUUCCAGAAGCCCAGAUCCUGGGUGGUGGCAGAGUGGCUACAAUGAGCAAACUUUUGGAAAUGAUGGAGGAGGUGCAGAGCUUGCAAGAGGAAAUAGCAGAGAGACCCCUUCGCCAGGCACUUCUGCCCGCAGAGGCGCCCUCCCCGCUGAGGAGCUCUGCGCGCAUGUCCUCUCUCUUCCCUUUCGCUUUGCUACAGCGCAAUUCCUCGAAGCCGGUCUUACCGACCAGCGGCUGGAAAGCUCUGGAAGAUGAAGAAGACUGGGCCAAACGAGAAGAUGAAUUUGUAGAUCUAGGAGAUGUGUGACUUGUGUUUUCAGUUACGUAAGAAGGGAACUCUGACGAUGGGGACCAAAAGCAAACGCAUUUGAUCUCGGGGAGGGUUACUCCCUAGUGGGGGAUGUGUUGCAGUAAACCUGGGCCUUCAGGAAA